This is a messenger RNA of Eucalyptus grandis, 1531 nucleotides long. RefSeq names its product transcription factor FER-LIKE IRON DEFICIENCY-INDUCED TRANSCRIPTION FACTOR. Gene Ontology annotation, cellular component: nucleus. Gene Ontology annotation, molecular function: DNA-binding transcription factor activity; sequence-specific DNA binding; protein dimerization activity. Lineage: Eukaryota; Viridiplantae; Streptophyta; Magnoliopsida; Myrtales; Myrtaceae. The record is from RefSeq and is a predicted model, not a curated record. The coding region runs from base 54 to 1010 and encodes 318 amino acids. The transcript has 4 exons. Gene Ontology annotation, biological process: regulation of DNA-templated transcription.
UUCUACAGCCACCAAGCAUAAGGCCUCUCUUAAUCAAGUCAUCACAUAAAGAAAUGGAUAGGAUCGAUCACUCCAAAAACCUCCUGAUGAACUCUGACGACUUCGAGCCCCCAUACUUCAUCGAAGGAGAUAACUUCAACCAAAUGAUCAAUCUGAUCCAGGGAGAGAGCGUUCAUCCUAUCAUGAAAUUGGGUUUUGAGUCUGCCCUUCUUGAUGGUGUUAUGAGUGGUGGGCAAGUCAUGCCAACUGCAGGAAAUGCUUUUGGCUAUGAUCGCACUUCCUCCAUCAAUUGUGAUUUUGUGCUUGACUCGCUGCCAAGCCUUGGCAGAGAUGUGAUGGAGAAUCUGGAAGACGAGAACGAUGAGGAGGAUUCAUCAGGAACCACCACCACCACUGCAACAGCCACAACACCGACCAAGAGGACGAAGACAGACAGGUCAAGGACUUUAAUCUCAGAGCGACGAAGGCGGGGCCGGAUGAAGGAGAAGCUCUACGCUCUCCGUUCCUUGGUUCCUAACAUAACAAAGAUGGACAAGGCCUCCAUAGUCGGGGAUGCUGUGCUCUACAUGCAAGAACUCCAGAUGCAAGCUAAGAAGCUGAAGGCCGAGAUCGCCAGCCUCGAGGCUUCUUGGGCAGGCACGGAACUGAAGACGUACCAAGCCCAAAAUGAAACAACAAAGAGGAUUCAGGCUGCAAACAGCAACCAUCCUGUAUGCAGGAAGAUUCUUCAGAUGGACGUAUUCCAAGUGGAAGAGAGAGGGUUCUAUGUGAGGCUGGUGUGCCCCAAGGGAGCUGGAGUGGCUGCGUCUCUGUACAAGGCCCUGGAAUCACUGAACAGCUUCCAAGUUCAGAACUCCAACUUGGCCACUGCGUCAGAGAGAUUUGUAUUCACUUUCACCCUCAAUGUCAAAGAGAGUGAACAGGACACGACCCUGCCCGAUCUGAAGCUGUGGAUUGCGGGGGCACUGCUAAACCAAGGGUUUGAAGUCAAACCACUAUUAUCCGCCUGAUCAACCCCACGCCUCAUGUCUUUCUUGUGGUAGCUCUUCAAGAACAGCUUUCAUCUGCAACAAAGAAGAAUUAAAGAAUUCAUGGACGUGGUCGGAGAGAUGUGACCCAUUUGCAAGUUCUUUACAUUAUCGACUGGUGCAUCGAAGAGACACCCAGUUGACAUUUUCCCAUAUAACAGGUCCAGGUGGGAUGUAAGAAGAAGUGGUGGUGGUGGUGGUGGAGGAUUAGUCAACCCCCAUUAGAUCGCCUGCAAAAUGAUGAGAAAGUCAACUGUUUUGCUUGUGAAUGCACACGCUUGGGCUUCGGAUAUCAUGACGUUUGACAAGCCACUGGCUUUAUAUACAUCGGGAAGGCAAAUAGAAUGCUACUCAUCAAGAUUAGCCUAUCUGUUGUACAAAUAGCUGUCCUUACCAUCGUGGCACAUAACUUUCUUUUUGCGGAUUAAUUAACGGUGGAAAUCUUUGUUUCUCAAAGAGAAGUCUGCAAUUUUCUUGAUUGUAAGAAUGUGAGUAUAUCUUCA